This is a messenger RNA of Porites evermanni, 1776 nucleotides long. The record is from the annotation of a GenBank genome assembly. NCBI's taxonomy places the organism in Eukaryota, Metazoa, Cnidaria, Anthozoa, Scleractinia, Poritidae.
AUGAAGGAACAAAACAAGCACACAUGUAAAAUAUCUCCCAGCGUUAUCAAAGUUAUGAUUAUACUGAAGUCUUUCGAGUUAUUUGUAGUUAGUUUUAGUCUUAUCGGCUACAUAGUUGUCACUACAGCAAGACAAGACUGUACGUGGAACGACGUUUUUAUGGCGCUGACCUUGGGAGCAUGUUUCGUCGGUUUUGCCAUCUCUUUGCAUCCACGAAUUAGACCAAACCUUCAUCCAGCGGUUAUUUUUUUGCCAUGCGCAGUGGUAACUUUUCUCUCGGUUUUAGUCAUGGUUAUGGCGCUUUCGGCGCAAGACAAUCCCGGAUGUAACUUUGAAGCAUCCCUGCUCUCCGCAAAGAAUCUUCCAAUUGGCGUAAACUGGAGAAUUAUUGUAGCCACCUUAACUACGCACACGGUACUGUUCUAUGAGUGCUUACGAAAUAAAGAAAGUUCUUUUACGUUUGGACUUCUUAGGGGCGUAAGUUUUACAAACGAAACGCAUCAAGGAACAAAUUGUCAAACGAAGAACGAUGCUGAGUCAGAAUACAGCUAUCCUGCAUUUCACUUUCUAAUGUUUACUGCGUCUUUGUAUAUGCUAACAACUAUGACAAACUGGUACGGACCGGUCAUUAACCAGUUUUCAAGGAGUGACCAUCCCGUGCGCGUACUCACUGGGCUCAAGUUUCAUUGGAAACCAGCUCAAAUAGUAACCAUGGUAAUGUGUUUCCUUCCUAUUUUGCUGUACAUUUGCUUGAUGCUCUACGCCAUAAUGGCAAAGGACUCAAUCACCAUGCAUAGUCAAACGCAGUAUUCUAGUGUGGCGCAGGAAAAAAAUUUUAGAAAUCAGAAUUGUCCUCCUGCCGACGAGAAGUACCACGACAGAAGCCAUAAAGACGUCUCCAAGGAGAAGGAUUUUUAUAUCAGUGAAGUUGAUUUUUCGGUGGCUUGUAAGAUGCUGAAAUCUGACUUUCAAGGCGAGAAAGAAGAUUUUCACGCUUCACAUAUUCCGCACGCGGACGAAUUGGCAGUUCAAUGCAAGACAAUAAGAGAGACUUCUAUGAUUCUUUACCAUUUUCCAAGAGAGAUUUCUCAGUCUUGCUACGGCGGGAGAAAUGGAAGCAACGCCUGCACUAUAAUCGCUGUAUUGAUUGCGCGGGCGUUUUGUUGUAGUGAUAUUACAGUGCCCGCCAUCGGCUUAUCACGAAAACUCGAGCAACGGACUGGGGAUGAGUGCAAUGCGCGAGCAACUGAGUCUUGGAAGCGACCGAGUGGAGAGGAGUCACGUGACAGAGAAUCUCUACAGACAGGAAACCUGAGCGAGGAUUGGAUUAAUUUACUUAGCAGCUGUAUUGCCGAAGGGAACCGAUUAUACGACAAGCUUGUAAACUCUAAACAGCAAGGCGUGAUUUAUCUCUCAGUGGAGGAUGUAUCAGAAGAGUUUGGAAGUGCGUUGCAGAUUAAAAACCUCGGCAGCUCGCUGCCAGUAAGUUUCAUCUCGGAAACGGAGACGGCUACGGUUCUUUUUCAGCUUGAAAGAUUACGGAGACUUGACGAACGACGACAAGCUGUAAUAUUCAUCAAAGAUUAUAGAACAGGGGUAUUUCUAUUCGAGAAAGACGGCCCCGUGCUAUUUGUUGAUUCUCAUCGUUAUGGUUCAGGAGGGGCAGUGAUUAUUUGCGCAUGCGUAGUUAAUGAAUUGGUUCUUCUGUUGGCAGAGAUAAUGCAUUUGGCUUCGUUGGAAAGUCUUGGUACACUGACGCAGGUAUAUUUUAGCUAG